Amphimedon queenslandica is the source of this 858-nucleotide messenger RNA. RefSeq lists its product as uncharacterized. The transcript has 5 exons. Lineage: Eukaryota; Metazoa; Porifera; Demospongiae; Haplosclerida; Niphatidae. The annotation marks the transcript as partial. The record is from RefSeq and is a predicted model, not a curated record.
AUGAAGCCAGAGCAAGAAAGGAAGGAGAGGGAAGCUGAAGUCUCGAGGAAGAGAGAGCUAAAGAAAGCUGAGUUGGCUCAGAAAUGGUCAAAAAGAGAGGAGCAAGAUUUUGGUCGUAUCGUGUCGUACUUUGGCAUUGAAUAUGAAGAAGGAUCAAAUAAAUAUGAUUGGACACACUUUAGGCAAUUGGCUAAUCUUGGCAAGAAGACCGAUGAUCGUCUUACUCUGUACUUCCAUGACUUUAAGGAAAUGUGUCGUCGUGUCAUUAAAAGGAAGCGACCGAAGAUGGGUAAGUUGUCCAGUUAUAAAAUGUUGAAUAUUAUACCAAUUAUUGUUAUUACUAGUGAAGACGGAGGAGAAAGAGAGAACAGUGAUAGUGAGGAUGAAGGGACUGGAGAAGAGGAACAGAAAACAAAACCGUCUUUUGCCAUCAUACCAAACAACACUACACCUGUCCCUCUUGGAUGGCCUAAGGAGAAAGCUGUUGCCAUUAGAAUCAGUCGCAUCAUUUUUGCUUUCCGUAACAAAGUCUGGCCCAAACCAAUGGAAGGACUGGACCUAUUCAAUCCAGUCCCAGCACUAACUGAAGAGGACUCCUCCUCCUCACCCUCCCCAUCACCCUCUUAUGCUGACAGCGAUGAAGACAUAAACUCGGACUAUGCCAGUGAUGAGGAUUAUUCUAUUGAAGAAGAAACAGCUCCUGUUGGAGGUCAGAGGUCAAAGCUGAGGACUCAAAAGCGUCAUCAGGCUGAUAGUCCCCUCACUAUAUCUCUGAGCCCAUCUCUCAGUGCUAAGAGUUUGGUUGGGAAUUCUUCGUUGGAUGAUAGUUUGCAGACGCCAAAGUUUCAAGUUCAAAAG